AUGGAGAUGUCCAUGGCUCACACAAGCAUGCAUGGGCCCUUCGACGGCCGGUCCCGUCAACCGCUGCUAGAUAGUGAGCAGCAAGGACGAAUGUCGGCCAGCAGUUUUAGGGGUGGUGACGCAGAAGGCAGGCCUAUGCUUCACCAUUCGAGACGGUCGACAAUGCGAAGUAAAAGUCCAGAGGGCAGUGCAGAUGCUCUUGCGAAACAGCAGACUCGACAAAAAUAUUAUAUCGCAUCGGGGUUUUUACUGCUAAGUUUGGCGAGCUUCGUGGUUCAGACGGAGACGGCUGUGUACAUUCAACAUGACCUGGGGUGGGACAAACCGUAUUGCAUGCUGUACCUUACUCACGGUUCCUGGUCCCUGCUCUGGCCAGUGCAACUCCUGAUACUUCGACUGCAGAAACGAGGGCUUUCGUGGGAAGCUUUCUGGCGCCGCCAUGUGUAUCUGCUUUGGACCACGGGUCAGAUGGUGGAAUCUCAGGACCUGCACCUAACAUCCCGCGAAACUCACCGGUCUCCAAUUCCCUACCUCCUCAAGACAACAGCAUUUGUGACAAGUGCACUUACGAUAGCCGGCGGUUCUUGGUAUGUUGCGGUCAACCAGACCACUGCCAGUGAUUUGACGGCGAUUUACAACUGUUCUGCCUUCUUUGCCUAUGCAUUUUCGAUUCCGCUUCUCAAGGAAAAGCUACGACUAGAUAAGGUGUUAUCCGUGGGCGUGGCUAUUGUAGGGGUACUUAUUGUCGCAUAUGGAGAUGGAGACGAAGAUGAUGGAACAGGCAAGGACGAAGGAAGACACGGUGCUACUAGACUUGUGGGAAAUCUUAUUAUUGGUGUCGGUAGCGUGCUUUAUGGUUUGUACGAGGUGCUGUACAAGAGGUACGCCUGUCCUCCAGAGGGAACCAGUGCUGGCCGAAGCAUGAUCUUCGCCAAUACCUACGGCAGCCUUAUCGGGUUAUUUACCCUACUUGUCCUUUGGAUUCCACUGCCAGUUCUCCACAUUCUCGGGCUGGAGACAUUCCGGUGGCCGACCGGCGAGGCCGCGUGGAUGCUGAUAAUAUCAGUUAUUGCCAAUGCUACUUUCUCCGGGUCCUUCCUAGUUUUGAUCUCUCUUACUUCACCUGUUCUCUCAUCUGUCGCGGCCCUUCUCACUAUUUUCCUCGUCGCAAUCGUCGACUGGCUUCGAACAGGCCACCCGCUCGCGAAGUCCUCUAUUGCCGGUGGUGUCUUAAUUAUGGUAGCGUUCUUCCUCCUAAGUUGGAGUACCUAUCGGGAGAUGAACGAGGAACGAAAAAAGAACAUCGAGCAAGACGCCGCCUCGUCCGACACCGAUGAAUAA
Messenger RNA from Aspergillus puulaauensis, 1341 nucleotides. RefSeq names its product DMT family transporter. Lineage: Eukaryota; Fungi; Ascomycota; Eurotiomycetes; Eurotiales; Aspergillaceae. The record is from RefSeq and is a predicted model, not a curated record. Gene Ontology annotation, molecular function: enzyme regulator activity. Gene Ontology annotation, biological process: intracellular calcium ion homeostasis. Bases 1 to 1341 code for a protein of 446 amino acids. The transcript has 3 exons. Gene Ontology annotation, cellular component: endoplasmic reticulum membrane.